GUUCAGCUGUGACUGCAGCUGCUCUGCUGACUCAUGUGCCCCAGCAGCCAGCAGGAGCUGGGAGCAUGGGCUCCCCAGUGGCCUUGGCAGCCUGGGGGCUUCUGGAUUACAAGACCGCGAAGUAUGUGAUGACCAAGAACUGGUGGGUGGGCGUCCUGCAGAGGCUCCUGCAGCUUGGGGCUGUGGUCUACGUGGUAGGGUGGGCCCUCCUCGUCAAGAAAGGCUACCAGGAACAGGACCUGGACCCCCAGAUUUCCGUUAUCACCAAGCUCAAAGGCGUUUCCGUGACCCAGAUCAAGGAGCUGGGGCAUCGGCUGUGGGAUGUGGCUGACUUCGUGAAGCCUGCACAGGGAGAGAAUGUGUUCUUCUUGGUGACCAACUUCCUUGUGACGCCAGAACAAGUUCAGGGCCGGUGCCCAGAGCACCCCUCCAUCCCGCUGGCUAGCUGUUGGGCCCACGAAGACUGUCCUGAAGGAGAGACAGGGACACACAGCCAUGGCAUAAAAACAGGCCAGUGUGUGGUGUUCAACGAGACCCACAGGACCUGUGAGAUCCAGGGUUGGUGCCCGGUGGAGAGCAACAUCGUGCCCGUGAAGCCCCUGCUGGUCCAGGCCGAGAACUUUACACUGUUCAUCAAAAACACUGUCACCUUCAGCAAGUUCAACUUCUCCAAAUCCAAUGCCUUGGAGACCAGGGACAGCACCUAUUUCAAGCGCUGCCGAUAUGAUCCCCGUUCCAGCCCCUACUGUCCGGUGUUCCGCAUCGGGGACCUCGUGGCCGCAGCUGGAGGGGUCUUUGAGGACAUGGCGCUGCUGGGCGGUGCUAUAAGCAUCCGUGUCCUCUGGGAUUGCAACCUGGACAUUGGGGGCUCUGACUGCCACCCCCACUACUCCUUCCAGCUGCAGCAGAGGAGCUACAAUUUCAGGACAGCCACUCACUGGUGGGAAGCCUCGGGUGUGGAAGCCCGGAGCCUGCUUAAACUCUAUGGGAUUCGCUUCGACGUCAUUGUUACUGGCCAGGCAGGGAAGUUCGGGCUCGUCCCCACGACCAUCACUUUGGGCACCGGAGCAGCUUGGCUGGGCGUGAUCACCUUCUUCUGUGACCUGCUGCUGCUGUACGUGGACGGAGAAGGCUAUUUCUACUGGACAAGCAAGUAUGAGGAGGUGAGCGCUGGGCCCACUCUGCCACCAGGUGCUACCACACGUGGAGGCUGUUGGCCAGACCGGACUCUUCACCUCCCAACUAGGCUGCCCACGUGGCUUAGAGGCGGCCCUGCUCCUGCCCCAAUGGCCACUGCUGCUGCUAAGAGCCAGACGCUGAGGCAAGGAUGGCCCUGCCCGGGCUCUGGCCCCCACUCGCUGGCCCAUUCUUGAAGUCUGUAACCAUUCCCUGUGGCUGGAAAGGUGGGUCCCUCCUAGGGGACCUCAUGGAUGAGGCCCAUGCAGAACCAAACUGUGGCGUGUGGGGAGAAUUCUACCUUCAACUCCCAGGCAGACUGUCCUUCCCCUGACUCCAGCUCUGGAACAGUGCUGCCUGGGGAGUGGCAGAGCCAGCCUUGCACAGAGAUCUGCAGUGGAACAGGAGCCGUGGAGAAGGGGAGAGCCCUGGGCACCCCGUGGCAGGGCGCUGGUCCAGUGGGGCUUCUGCUAUGUCUGUGUCUAGAGAACUUUCUCCCAGGCUCUGUCCCCAGUGCUCCCAGCUGCCAGCACUGACCCUCUCACAGACUGUAGCCAACUCCAGCCCUGUCUGGCUUCUAACCGCCUCCCCUUGCCAGCACCCUCAUCAUAGGUAGAGCCCCCACCCUCUCAGCGGUGCUGCAGUGGCCCUGGGCAAUCUCUCCUGUGCUCUGGAACCACCCUUAUACAUUGGCGAGUGAGUGCAUAGCUUUGGGGAAUGUUCUGUGAAUUGGCAAAACUCAUGCUGGCUGUUCUGAGCCGGUAGCUACAGUCGGUGUUCUGAAAGGAGGCAAGCAGACUCUUGGGGACAACCCACUAGGGCCCCUCAGAUGCCAGUGGCAGCCCCUCCUAGCCUAGGAGUACCCGUCAGGCCUGGAGGACCCUGGGAACCACAGCAGCCUCCCAUUCAUGGGUAAUCAGUGAGAGGUACCACGUCCUGAGCACCCACUCCAUGCCAGUCCCUGUGUCCCAUCCCAUGGCUUUCCCAACCUCCCCUCAGGCUUAUUUAUUCCGGGGCUGAGGUGUCUUUGUCCUUCUGCUUUUCCCACUGAAUUGAAAGUGAAAAAGUUGGUGUGACAAUGUGUUAACUUGUUCACAGAAAAAUGAUGACAGUGCAAACAAAGCAAAACCAAAACACAUGUCCUCUUCCCCCAGAACUUUAUAAUUGCCUUCAGGUUUAUAGGUGGUUUGUGGAAUGGCAUUUAGGGGCACCUGCAGCCUGUCAGGCUCAAUGGGAUCCUGAUAUGAUAGAUUAGUGGUCUCCCAGACAAGAUGGUGCCACUUGGAACACUGUGCCUUGGCCAGCCCCUUGGUCCCUUCUAAUAUUUGCCCGAUAUGUUGCCUUGAGGAACUUCUUAAAUGGAGAAAUCCCACUUUCUGCAGGAAUGACAAUUCCCUGCUCCCAUGUGGCCUAAACAUAAAAUGUCCCUUGUUCUGAAAUGCCUUCACAAAAAUCUA
Pipistrellus kuhlii (Kuhl's pipistrelle) is the source of this 2633-nucleotide messenger RNA. RefSeq names its product purinergic receptor P2X 6 (gene P2RX6). Gene Ontology annotation, biological process: response to ATP; monoatomic cation transmembrane transport. Gene Ontology annotation, molecular function: ATP binding; purinergic nucleotide receptor activity; extracellularly ATP-gated monoatomic cation channel activity. Gene Ontology annotation, cellular component: plasma membrane; nuclear inner membrane. Lineage: Eukaryota; Metazoa; Chordata; Mammalia; Chiroptera; Vespertilionidae. The record is from RefSeq and is a predicted model, not a curated record. The transcript is spliced from 12 exons. The coding region runs from base 66 to 1373 and encodes 435 amino acids.